CGCAAUGAUCACUGCCAAACACAGCUGAGUGGAAGUGAGGAGACUUCACGCUGCAUUCAGUGUCUGAGCAUACACUUUUUUCUAACCUAAAAGAACAGAAAUUAGAAGGUUUGUCGGUUGUUACGCACAGCGCCAGAGCUUCUAGUGACUUGCGUUAACUUUGUCAGAAAACGGAUUCAGUUAUAAUCUCAAAGAGUUUGGCUGUUUUCUGGCGGACUUGUCAGAAUAAUGUGGGGCUUCCAGAGGACGCGGUAUGCAGACUGCAACGGUUCUGAGGCCAGUGAAGAGACUGAGAUUGUGGUGAAUAUCGGCGGAGUGAAACAGGUGUUGUAUGGAGACGUGUUGACUCGCUUCCCGGAGACUCGACUGGCAGAGCUGGUGGACAGUUCACUCAAAUCUUCUGAAGAAAUCUCAUUAAUAUGUGACGAUUACGACCCGGACACGGGAGAAUUUUACUUUGACAGAGACCCCGAAGCUUUUAAGUGCAUAAUUGAGUUGUAUUAUUAUGGGGAGAUACACAUGAAACGAGGCAUAUGUCCAAUUUGCUUCAUGAAGGAGAUGGAGUUCUGGAAAAUUGACUCGGAUUUUCUGGAUGAAUGUUGCAAAAGCCACCUGAAAGAGGUAGAGGAUGAACUUGCAGAGAUAGCCGAGAAAGUGAGAACUAUCCUUGUCGACAGAGAAGGCGAUCCGUCUGCAGGGGGCUGGCAGCGCUUCCAGAUAUGCCUCUGGCGGUUGAUGGAAAAGCCAGAAUCGUCCCUGCCUGCCCACAUAAUCGCUAUAGUUUCUUUCAUCUUCAUCCUCAUCUCCUCCGUGGUGAUGUGCGUCGGCACCAUCCCCGACCUGCAGGUGGAGGACUCGGAGGGUAAACUCACGGAGCAUCCGGUCCUGGAGGUCAUCGAGACCGUGUGCAUUGGCUGGUUUACUAUUGAAUACCUCCUGCGUCUGAUCUCUUCCCCAAAUAAAAUAAAAUUCGUACUGUCCUUCAUGAAUAUAAUCGACUUCAUGGCGAUCAUGCCCUUUUAUGUGGUGCUGAUUCUGACCUCCUUCGGCGCGGGAGUGAUGGAGCUGGCUAAUGUGCAGCAAGCAGUGCAGGCUUUACGCAUAAUGCGCAUUGCGCGCAUUUUCAAGCUGGCUCGCCAUUCCUCAGGACUCCAGACUCUGACAUCUGCCCUAAAGAGCAGCCUGAAGGAGCUCGGACUGCUCCUCAUGUACAUGGGCGUGGGGGUAUUCCUUUUCUCGGCUUUGGGCUACACUAUGGAGCAGAAUCACCCGGACACCUUGUUCACCAGCAUCCCACAGUCUUUUUGGUGGGCUGUGAUCACCAUGACCACAGUGGGGUAUGGAGAUGUCUACCCUAAGACCACUUUAGGUCGGUGUAACGCGGCUAUCAGCUUUCUCUGUGGGGUCAUCGCCAUAGCCCUGCCUAUACAUCCCAUCAUCAACAAUUUUGUCUUGUUCUACAACAAGCAACAGGUGCUGGAGACUGCGGCCAAACAUGAGAUUGAACUGAUGGCACUGCGCACCGGCGGCGAGCUCAUGGCUGCAUCUGGCUCCCAUAAACAUAUUUGCGGUGCAGGGGCCUGGGACAACGACAUGCGUUCCGGUCACAGCGAUACGUUCAUUCCCUUACUGAAGGAUCCCAGGGGAGGGGCGGGCAUCCAGACCCCUAGCAUGGACACAAGCUUUGAAAGCACAGCCGAGGCCACUGAACAUUUUAUCUCAUGAAAGGGAAACCCCCCUUACAUUAAAAAGUCAGCAAAAGAAGAAACAUCAUGAAAUUAAUUAUUCAGUUUUGAAUUAUUCAAACGUAACUUGACAAAUUUGGUUUAAUGACACCGCCGUGACUGCAGAAUGUAAAUAGUCUCGUGGACAGAAGAAGGCUUUAAUGCUUUCCAGGGACCUUUAAAUGCAUUGAGGAUUUGCGCCUGUUAAACAGACAUAUGUGUGAGAUAUUGAAUUGAUGAGCUGUGCCUUUGCGCAGUGACUCGCUGUAGGCUGAGGGGUUCUGUUCAAACAGCCAAUACACCGAUUCCCCCAUGUAGACAUCUUAUGUAACACGCCCAUAGUCCUCACACUUAUACUGUAGACUGCAUUGUAGCGUAGUCCUCUGUACAGAAAUAUAUACAUCACAGUAAAUGCUUUUAGUAACGCAGACAAGCAGCUUUAGUCAAGAGCACAGAUAAAUGUAAUGACCCCAGGAUUGAUUUGUGAGAGUGUAUAGACAUCAAAACAGAGCUGAAGAAAAGCUGAAGGUGUUUGGAUACAGACCACAUGCCAUACAUUCAAAUGAGGUAGGUGACUGUAUCACUGCAACGUGUUGCAACCAAAGGCGUAUGAUGGGGACACAAAGCAACAUAAGGCUGGGGGUGGGUUUAUUUUUGCUGCUGCCUGUAAUCGUCAUGGCAUCAUUGUAAUUUUUUUUGUAACUGACACUAUAUGAUUGUGAGGUAAUGCAUCAAACAUAAAGCCCGUCUACUG
Molecule: messenger RNA, 2478 nt
Organism: Maylandia zebra (zebra mbuna)
Lineage: Eukaryota; Metazoa; Chordata; Actinopteri; Cichliformes; Cichlidae
Product: voltage-gated potassium channel regulatory subunit KCNF1-like
Biological process (GO): action potential; protein homooligomerization; potassium ion transmembrane transport
Cellular component (GO): membrane; voltage-gated potassium channel complex
Molecular function (GO): voltage-gated potassium channel activity; protein binding
Source: RefSeq, a predicted model, not a curated record